UUCUGCAGUUUAUUCAAAAACUUCUCUACCAGUUCUACUCACUAAUCAGCAUGGCGUUCCUAGUCUUGAUAUUUACUCUGUUUCUCAGCCUGGAAAUCUCCAGAGGCGCCAUCAAACCAAUGAUUUCUCUCUGGCCAAAUUGGCUCCCAGUAUAUAAUAGUGACCCUGUAACUCUGAUCUGUAAUGUGCCUCCAUCAGCACUGGGGAACCGAGGAUUUACAUGGUACAGAAACAAAAGAUACCUGAAAAAAAAACAUAAGCAGAAUCUCACUAUUCUAUCUGCUCAUGUGAGUGACCGUGGGAAUUACCAGUGCCAGACUGAUACGUCUGAUAAAAGUGACUCCCUGAGACUGGAUGUGAGUGCCGAUUGGCUUGUACUACAGGCUCCCCCUACUGUUCUGCAAGGGGACACCCUGAUCAUUAGAUGCCACAGCUGGAAUGGUUAUAAAGAGAACAGUGUAGCGUUUUACAAGGACGAUAUUAUCCUCCAUUUACCAGUCAAUAAAUCAGUUUUAAAUGCUGGAAAGGCAGAUAGAAAUAAGACUGGAAAUUACAAGUGUUCCAAAGAAUCUAAUCGUUCCCUUCUGAAAUACAGUAAAGAAGAGUUUGUUUAUAUUGAAGAACUGUUCAGUAGUCCGCAAAUAAAAGUGAGCUCAGAUCAGGUGACAGAAGGAGAUCACAUGACCAUAACAUGUGACACAAAGCUCAGCCCACACAGAGAGACUACAGAGCUACAGUUUGUUUUCUACAGAAAUGGGCACAAUGUGCAGGGAUUCAGUUUAUCCAACCAAUAUGGAGUCCCCUCAGCUCAGCUGGAGGAUUCUGGGAAUUAUACCUGUGAGGUACAAACUCCAACCGGCAGUGUGAGGAAGAUGAGCGUCAUGACACAUAUUCACAUAGAAGAUUUGAUCAGUACCCCACAAAUAACAGUGAUCCCAGAUCAGGUGACAGAAGGAGAUCACAUGAACAUAACAUGUGACACAAAGCUCAGCCCACACAGAGAGACUACAGAGCUACAGUUUGUUUUCUACAGAAAUGGGCACAAUGUGCAGGGAUUCAGUUUAUCCAACCAAUAUGGAGUCCCCUCAGCUGAGCUGGAGGAUUCUGGGAAUUAUACUUGUGAGGUACAAACUCCAACCGGCAGUGUGAGGAAGAGGAGCCUUGUGUUGCAUAUGGAUAUCCAAGGGGGAAGCUGGAGAUCUUUGGUGGCAGGAAUUGUUGGAACAUUGUUAAUUCUACUUAUAGUCGGUGCAAUCGUUAAGACUAGAACCAAACUUACAUCAUGUCUUAUCUGUCAACGGCAGCCAAUGAGCGAUAAGGACAUCGUUAGAACAAUUGGGAGUGAACCCAAACACGCCAGCGGAGAAAAAAGCAAUGUGAGCCUGACAAUGACACAAUCGAAUGAUUAUCGGAUGGACUGCAACAGUUCUGCCAGUGGUUUAGCAAUGUCACAUGAUGACAACUACGCCUGUAUUGAUAUGAAUCAUGUCCUGAAAGUGCUAUCCACUCCAGCAUCCAGCCUGGAACAUGAUAAAGUAUCAGUAAUGUAUGCAGUUCUAAAGGGAGACAACAGAAGUGAGGUCAUUGGCUCAUCCAACAUGGAGGAUACGCCCAACGCCACCAUAUAUCAGAACUUCAUGACCAGUCAGCUUCAAAUAAAGUGACGAUGCCCUGCAAUUGAUGGAGAUGUUUGAAAGAGCAGUUGAAGGAUCUUUUAGAAAACCAACUUUGAGGAUAUCAAUCCUGGUAGAAGUAGUUUAAUAAAAUAAAAACCCUUAAACAUUAUAUUACAUUGUAUGAUAACAAAAUUCCCCAUUCUACCCAGAAAUCAUAUCUUGUUUGUUUAACUGUAAAAAGUUGUGAUGAGGGAUGGACAUGACUGUACCAUUUAUAGUAAUAAUAACAUUGCUAAUGUCUGGAGAUAUUUUGCAACACUGCACAAUACAUUUUAUUUAAAAAAAUAAAAAAAUAAAAAAUAAAUAAAUAAAAAAAAAGAAUAAAAACUAAAUGUGGAAUU
Xenopus laevis (African clawed frog) is the source of this 2017-nucleotide messenger RNA. RefSeq names its product high affinity immunoglobulin gamma Fc receptor I-like. Bases 51 to 1664 code for a protein of 537 amino acids. The transcript is spliced from 12 exons. NCBI's taxonomy places the organism in Eukaryota, Metazoa, Chordata, Amphibia, Anura, Pipidae. The record is from RefSeq and is a predicted model, not a curated record.